AUGGCAACGUUACAAGGUUUUGAAAUUGGUACAGUUAAUUUGCUUAGCUUCUAUGGACUCAUAUUGCAAACGAUUUCUGUGUUUACAACCGUAAUCUGUCGAUAUUCUCUUGUCAUUUUCCGCCCUUGUAUUUCUUAUUUCCUCUCCAUCCUUAUGGUUUUUGUCAUAUAUACUAAUUUUCUCUUCUUUUCUGGAAUAUUUAUAUCCAUGUUAUUUCUCCAGAUUCUUCUGUAUCUAUCGGAAAAUCCAGAUGAUACGAGAAUUUUGAAUAACAUUCUUGGUCUUGAAGAAAAUCUCUCCAAAGCAGCUGAGAAGUCGUUUCCUCCCAACAUCAUCUACAAUAUUCUAAUAGUUGUUUCCCGCCUUAAAGCUUCCCAAGUUCCUGUACAUGUUUUUCGGUUUGCGAAGAAUUCACUGAAAUUAGAUAAUGAUUUUGUCGACAACGAUAAUAAUGCACCUGUUUCCCGAAAGUUUGUUGCGCGUAGAUCUAAGCAACUGAUUUACGAGUUCGAUGAAUUGCCUGAGGAGUUAAAAACUGAUAUUGAACGUCGUAUUUUGACCAAAAAGGGAGUCAUCAGUAUCUACUUCAAUUUGGCCACUAACAGAGCAGUUAUUCGUACAGUGCUUACCGUUGAUGCUAUUGUCAGUGGUUCAUACUGUCUUGUUGUUGUAAAAAUAGAUGGCGUCGAUGAACAUUUUAAGAUAUAUGCUAGCGAACGAGAGAAAAAGGCUACGAGAUUACCUGACUACUUAGACGACCUAGAACCAUUGGACCCAAAUUCAUGCGUUGUCACCAACGACUUUGUUGGUGGUCGUAAACAGGGUGGCUGGUUCAGCACGUUUUCUACCUUUGUGAAAAGUUCGUUGUGGUAG
Molecule: messenger RNA, 873 nt
Organism: Angiostrongylus costaricensis
Lineage: Eukaryota; Metazoa; Nematoda; Chromadorea; Rhabditida; Metastrongylidae
Source: the annotation of a GenBank genome assembly